AUGAAGAGAUAUAACAAGAAAAAUGAUCAAGGUAAUGACUUUUUAUCUUCAAAUGAAUGCCAAAACGAUGUAGAUGCUGGAUCUAUUAGCCCCUUCGCGUUUCAAGCGUCUAAAUCUUCAAAUCUCUUCAUGAAAUGCACCAAACACACACUUUUAGCCUCAUACAGACUCAAAAUAGGGCACCACCACACGUCACCGCCACCUACCUCCACCACCCCACCUACCACCCACGAAAACCACCACCCAACAUCAUCAUCACCAUCCGCCAUCGCCAACCACGAACAUCACCCACCACCACUACGCAUCACCACCACCCGCCACCGCCAACCCCACCUACCACCAUCACCACCACACGCCACUACCACCCACCCACCACCACUAUCCACCUCCACCACCCAUCGUUACCAUCCACCCACCGCUGUGACCACCACCUGCCACUACCACCACCCCUUACCCAUCACCAUCGAUCACCACCACCCGCCACCAUCACCCCCACCCACGACCACCGAAACAAUCACCCAUCAUCAUCAUCAUCACCACCACAACCACCACCCACCCACCAUCACUACCACAUAG
Lactuca sativa (garden lettuce) is the source of this 576-nucleotide messenger RNA. The record is from RefSeq and is a predicted model, not a curated record. Lineage: Eukaryota; Viridiplantae; Streptophyta; Magnoliopsida; Asterales; Asteraceae.